UUGAACAGGAAUCAUGCUGUAACUCCGGCUCAAAAACUAUUAUUAACUUUACGGUUUUAUGCCACGGGGAGCUAUUUAAUUAGUGCAGGUGACUGUAUUGGAGUUAGCAAAUCAUCAGCAUGCCUCAUAGUUCGAGAUGUAAGCCUGACUAUAGCUAACCUUCGUAAAGAAUAUGUUCGAAUGCCAGAUAAUGAUUUUGAAAUUAGGCAGUUACAAAAAGAUUUUUAUAAAACAGCGAAAUUUCUAUUAGUUAUUAGGGCUAUAGAUUGCACCCAUGUGAAAAUUCAAAGUCCUGGUGGCCCAAAUGCUGAGUAUUUUCGUAAUCGAAAGGGGUGGUUCUCAUUCAAUGUCCAAACAGUGGUAUCUUCAAAACUAAAAAUUAUGGACAUAGUUGUACGCUGGUCUGGUUCAACCCACGAUUCAACUAUAUUCUCCAACUCAAAAAUAUACCAAGACUUACAUUUUACAAAGAAAUGGGGCAAUAGUUUAAUUGUUGCAGACUAUGGGUAUGCCAAUACAGAUCAUGUUGUGACCCCAUUUCUUAAUCCACAGCUUGGGCCAGAAAAUGUUUACAAUGAAUCACAGAUAAGAACUAGAAAUCUAGUAGAGCGCACAUAUGGUGUUUGGAAACGUCGCUUUCCUAUAUUGUCCCUUGGACUGAGAUUCCAAGCACAUAAGAUGCAAUCAGUUAUUAUUGCAUGUUCAGUUCUUCAUAACAUAGCAAUUGACAAAAAUGAUCAAAUACCAUAUGAUAAUUCAGUAAUCCAAUUACCAGAAGAUGUUUUACAGAAUAUACCUAUAAUUCAAAAUAAUCAGACUAAUGCUAGAUCUCGAUUAUUGAAUGAGUAUUUUUCACAACUGUAA
Messenger RNA from Aphis gossypii (cotton aphid), 864 nucleotides. Its product is annotated as putative nuclease HARBI1. The annotation marks the transcript as partial. NCBI's taxonomy places the organism in Eukaryota, Metazoa, Arthropoda, Insecta, Hemiptera, Aphididae. The record is from RefSeq and is a predicted model, not a curated record. The transcript has 2 exons.